AUGACGCGUACGAAUCGCUCAGAGGCGUUCCGAAUCCAUCACCAAGGAUUUGUGUAUUUCCCUUACAUGCCGCCUUCAGAGCAGUAUCCUGUGCUCGCCGUCACAAGGAAAUUCGGUCGGAAGCCGAGGAUCGAGCCUGAGGAUGUGGAUCUAACCCAGCGUGAAAUGACUGGGUUUGCUUCAGUUUACCCUCGACUUCACCAGGUCCCAAAGACGAUGCACGAGCGGUUAGCGAGAUGGUACCUGGCUAAUCGAAAAUUGGCGGAUUCUUGGCCUUUGGACGGCUUCUGGAACGCGGCCGAGGACGAUGCUCAUGACGAAGUCGUCGUCAGGGAGCCAGGAGUACCACCUGAGGUGAAAAAGAUGGCCGGGAUCGAGGAUAAGCCUAAGCCUGCCCCUGCUCCUAAGGAAAAGAAACAGAAACUCCCGAAGCCGCAGAGAGAAAAGCCGACCCAGUCUCGCCCUUCGACGAGCAAUACCAGCAAGGCCACACCUUUCCCGCCAAGUGUAGUAGUAAGGUGUCAAGAGCUGGAGCAGUGGUCCCAGCAAGAGUAUUUCACCGCCGAGCUCAAAGCAGCGGAACGGUCCUUCAGUUACAUCCGGGGCUGGGUGGAGGACGCACAGAAUGGCGGCCGAUCGCCUUCAAAGGUUCAACUCGAUGAACUACUGAGCUUCGCAUCAAGCGCUUUAACACGUGCAUCAGAGGCCGUCAAAAUAUCCUCAGCAGUGAUGGAUGACCUCGGGUCGGCUCCUGCGCCUCUUGUUCACCCUGCUUUUAUGGCAUGGCAACAGCAACAGCAACAUCAAGAGGAGCAGCAGCAGCAGACCAUGGGCACCAGCGUUGAGAACAGAAAGCGGCCCUUUGAAGUCACCGGCGACGAAGGCAUUCAGGCGGGACCUUCGGGAGUAGGUAAGAUCAGAAAACUCUCACCCUACAGGUCCACAGCGGAAGCAAGGUCGAGAGACCCACCGAUACAUCCGGGCUUUCUUCAACAAUUCGCGUCUCAACAGCCUGGGCCAGUUCCCACGAGUCACACCCAUAGCAGCUUCAUGGUGGCGCCAAUGCACGGCUCAGCUUCGGGAUAUUUGCCAAUGGGAGAUGACAACGACGGCCAGCACCAGGAAUCGGCAAGUGAAAGUGGCGGAGAGAGCGGUGACGAGGAGGAAGAUGAGGAGGACGACGAUGAGGAGCAAGAGGAUGACGAUGGCGGCGACGGCGAAGAUGAAGGCGAUAACAGCGACGACGAUGCGUCGGGCUAA
This is a messenger RNA of Sordaria macrospora k-hell, 1260 nucleotides long. RefSeq lists its product as uncharacterized. The record is from RefSeq and is a predicted model, not a curated record. Lineage: Eukaryota; Fungi; Ascomycota; Sordariomycetes; Sordariales; Sordariaceae.